This is a messenger RNA of Fusarium musae, 957 nucleotides long. RefSeq lists its product as uncharacterized. The record is from RefSeq and is a predicted model, not a curated record. Gene Ontology annotation, molecular function: FAD binding; D-amino-acid oxidase activity. The transcript has 4 exons. Lineage: Eukaryota; Fungi; Ascomycota; Sordariomycetes; Hypocreales; Nectriaceae. The coding region runs from base 1 to 957 and encodes 318 amino acids.
AUGUCUCAUCAAGGUGAAACUAUUGUUAUCGUUGGCGCUGGUGUCAUAGGACUAUCCACGGCCCUUCGCAUCCAAGAACAAACUCUUACACAACAAAGCCCACCGUCUAUCGUCAUUGUCGCACGAGACUUCCCCAACGAGACGUCCAUCAACUACGCUACACCAUGGGCCGGCGCACAUUAUCGACCAUGCCCAGGGAACACUCCCCAGCUACUCCAAGAAGCGGUAUGGGCGAAGAAGACAUAUGAUACUCUUGACAGUUGGUCUGAGAAAGACAAACUCGCCGCUGGUGUUGAAUUCAUGCCAGGAGAAGAGUUUUUCGAAAAUCCAGCGCCUGAAUAUGUCGAUGCCACUAAGGAUGUAUCAAAAUCGGUCUAUGCUCACCUCGAAUCGAGCUUUGAGUUAUUAAGUAGCAAAGAGGUUUUCUCGAUUGAAGUUUCUGUGUCUGUUGUGAUCAACUGCUCGGGCAUGGGCUUCGGCGAUCCGAAAGUAUUCCCCAUCCGUGGCCAGACAUGUCUUGUGAGGAAUCCAAUUUUCAAGACAAUAACACGCCAGAACUCGGAUGGGUCUUGGUCAUUCGCUAUCCCUCGACCCUCAGAAGGCGGCACUAUCAUUGGAGGCACCAAAGAGCCCAACAAUUGGAACCCCUAUCCUUCAGCUGAGACAAGACAGACUCUCUUGUCCAAUGCAGCAAAGUGGUUCCCUUUCAACAGCGAAGGUCCUGUAUCUGUAAACAGCAAGGAGUCCGAUCGCUUCGAUGUUGUCAGGGACAUCGUUGGUCGUCGGCCAGCGCGUGAAGGCGGCCUUCGCCUGGAACUGGAACAUCUCAAACCAGGUGUCGUUGUUCAUGCGUAUGGUAUUGGUGGUAGAGGUCUUGAGCUAUCAUGGGGCAUCGCAGACGAUGUGAUUUCUUUGGUCCAAAAGCAAGGCUAUUUCUCCUCACGAGCGCGUUUAUAG